This is a messenger RNA of Phialemonium atrogriseum, 1731 nucleotides long. RefSeq names its product mannan endo-1,4-beta-mannosidase A. The transcript is spliced from 6 exons. Gene Ontology annotation, molecular function: mannan endo-1,4-beta-mannosidase activity. The record is from RefSeq and is a predicted model, not a curated record. NCBI's taxonomy places the organism in Eukaryota, Fungi, Ascomycota, Sordariomycetes, Cephalothecales, Cephalothecaceae. Bases 1 to 1731 code for a protein of 576 amino acids.
AUGAAGUUGUCUAUCUUUGCCAUUGCCGCUGCCGUUGCGGCCGUCCGGGGGCUCCCAGCCACGACCGCCGAGACGCGGGCCGUAGCAGCCGACAAGUUCCCGUCGGCAGACGGGACCCUGUUCAACAUCGACGGCAAAACCAAAUACUACGCCGGCAGCAACUCGUACUGGAUCUCGUUCCUGACCAACGACGCCGACGUCGAGCUGGUGAUGAGCCACUUCGCCGAUGCCGGCCUCAAGAUCUUCAGGAUCUGGGGCUUCAACGACGUCAACAACGAGGGAUCAGGAGUGUGGUUCCAGUCGCUGUCAGCGUCGGGCUCACGCAUCAACACGGGUGCCAACGGCCUGCAGCGCCUCGACGCUGUGGUGGCGGCGGCCGAGAAGCACGGCGUCAAGCUCAUCAUCCCCUUUGUCAACUACUGGGACGACUACGGUGGCAUGAAUGCAUACGUCCAGGCAUUUGGCGGGUCGAAGACUGGCUGGUACACCAACGCCAAGGCCCAGACGCAGUACCAGGCGUACAUCAAGGCUGUGGUCAGCCGGUACCUCAACUCCCCCGCCAUCUUCGCGUGGGAGCUCGCGAACGAGCCCAGGUGUAACGGCUGCAGCACCGACGUUAUCUACAAGUGGGCCGAGACGACUUCCGCCUACGUCAAGUCUCUGGAUCCGAACCACAUGGUGACUCUGGGCGACGAGGGAAUGGGUCUGCCCGGCGACUCGUCGUACGCGUACCAGUACUCGGAGGGAACCGACUUUGUCAAGAAUCUUCAGAUCAAGAAUCUCGACUUUGGGACAUUCCAUUUCUAUCCCGGAUCGUGGAGUAUGGACACCUCCUCCGGCCCGGCCUGGUCCAAGGCUCACGCCGAUGCUUGCGCGGCGGCCGGCAAGCCCUGCCUCUUCGAAGAGUAUGGCGUCUCCAACAACCACUGCGCGAUAGAGAAACCGUGGCAAGAGGCUUCGCGGACCCAGAAAGGCAUGGCGGGCGACCUCUUCUGGCAAUGGGGCGACAGACUGAGCUCGGGUCAAACGCACGAUGAUGGCAACACUAUCUACUAUGGGACCAGCGACUUCACGUGCCUGGUCACUGAUCAUCCACAAAUUGUGGCUGCUCAGGCGAAGACCAAGAUCAUGGCACUGGGUGAUUCGAUCACGGGCAGCCCUGGUUGUUGGCGGGCAUUGCUCUGGCGAAAGCUCCAGACUGCAGGGAUUACGAACACGGACUUUGUCGGGACGCUGCCUGCCCAAGGGUGCGGAUUCACCUACGACGGUGAAAACGAAGGACACGGCGGGUUCCUUGCCGUCAACAUUGCCCAGCAGAAUCAGCUGCCUGGUUGGCUGUCCCAAACGAAACCCGACAUCGUCAUGAUGCACCUCGGCACCAACGACGUCUGGAACAACAAGAGUCCCACCGAGAUUCUGGCCGCUUUCGAUACUCUGGUCAAGCAGAUGCGUGCCAGCAAGAGCACCAUGAAGAUUCUAGUCGCACAGAUUAUCCCCAUGAGUCCGUCCAACUGCGCGGACUGCGGUCAGAGGGUCAUCAACCUGAACAAGGCCAUAGCCACUUGGGGACCAACCGUGUCGACUGCGGAGAGUCCCCUUACGGUGGUGGAUUGUUGGACGGGAUUCAACUCUCAAAGCAUGACUGUCGAUGGAGUCCAUCCAAACGACCAAGGAAACGAGGUGAUGGCGAAUUGUUGGCUAGGCCCUCUUGAAAAGGCGCUUCAAAGUUAA